Stylophora pistillata is the source of this 1721-nucleotide messenger RNA. Its product is annotated as BBSome complex assembly protein BBS10. Gene Ontology annotation, biological process: chaperone-mediated protein complex assembly. The record is from RefSeq and is a predicted model, not a curated record. Gene Ontology annotation, molecular function: ATP-dependent protein folding chaperone; ATP binding. NCBI's taxonomy places the organism in Eukaryota, Metazoa, Cnidaria, Anthozoa, Scleractinia, Pocilloporidae.
UUCAACAUGGCGGUCCCAGAAGAAGCGCUCAAAGUUUGUGAGACUUUGGAAGGGAUUUUGAAGGGAACAUUUGGACCGAACGGACUUGAUGUCAUGCUGAAUUCAUCUUCAGGAGAAACACUUGUUACCAAUAAUGGUGCGCUAAUUUUGAGAUCCUUGAAUAUAGAAAAUCCUAUCGGUCGAACUAUUGUCGACAAAAUUGUUUCCUUCUCCUCAAUCUCUGGAGACGGCGCAACGUCAUUCGUGUUGCUUUUAUCAUCAGUUCUACGGGAAGUUGUUUCUAUUACAGGAAUGAGAGAUAAUUAUGUUCCCAACGAAACUUUAUCAAUUCACCCAAGACAAACUUUAGUCGCUUUAUCUCGAGCUUUUUACAAACUUGAAUCAAACUUACUUGAACACGAAGUUGUUGCUUCAGUUCUGAACGGGAUCGCAGUAACUACGGAUGUCAAGGCCGAGGAUUCCUCGCUUAUAAAACAGAGAAUGAUUAGACUUCUUAUCACAACGCUUAAUGGAAAAUUUCCGUCCAGUUUGGUUUCGAACUUUGUUGAACUUCUUUGCCAGGUUGUUAUGGAUACUUGGAAAUCAUCAGCUGUUUCCCUGCAGGACUCACUUUUACAUGUAAUUGAUGAAUUUGCUCAGAUCUGUAUAGAAAUUCCUGGUGUUCCAGUUUAUUCUUCCCAUUUGAAAACUGGAAUAAUAAUACCACGUGGAUUUUCCACUGAACAAGAAGGAGUGCUUAAAACUUCUCAUGCAUUCAUGUUUGUUAUCAUGAACUGUAGGUUUGACUUCUUGGGACCACAGACAUCAUCAACAAUUCAAAUGAAUGAUAAAACCAUUUUAUUUUUAAGUGUUCAGUGGAAAAGAAACCAAGUAGAAAAAGUAAUCACCACAUUUCAUGAACAUAAAAUUAAACUGAUUCUGUCCUCAGAGGAUGUACCAGACUUAGCCUUGCAUUUCUGCAGGCAGUAUGGCAUUGCUGUAGUUAGCAACAUUCCUCAGGAGUAUGUCAACUACAUAUGCAAGUGUACAGGAAUGCUUGCCAUCAACAAUGUUGGUGAAGACAGUCUAUCAGAACUCUUUGUUGGAAAGGGUGUUUCGUGUGAUCUUCACAUAACAGGUCAUCAUAGAUUUGUCCAGCUUGAGUUCGAUUUAUCAAGCUGCAAAUUCUCUCCUUGCAGCAUACUGCUUUGUUCUCCAGCACAAGGAUUAUGUAAGCAGUAUUACAUUGCCCUUCACCAUGCACUAAAAUGUAUCAAAAUGUCUUUUAGCAAAGAUGGAAGGAAGUUACUCUUUCUUCCAGGUGCUGGUGCAUGUGAACUGGCCUUAAAUUUUUCUUUGAAAAAAAUUUCUCAGUGUGCAAAAGACUCAAAUUUAUCACAGGCUUUGGAAAUCCUGAGCAGUGCAUUGCAAACCAUACCAAGGUUCCUCCAUCAAAAUUCAUUUUCCAUGUCUCAUCAAAAGGAAAACUUCAUUUACUGUUUGAAUGAGAUGGAGUGGUCUUGGAAGAAAGAUGGAUUGUUGUUAGGGAUAGAUUCAAAGACAGGUACAUCAUUAAAUCCUCAAGAGUGUGAGAUUUUUGAGCCUCUUCAAGGAAAAUUCUUGCUCUGGCAGAGUGUCUUGCAAUGCAUAUCACAACUUCUGAGUACAGAUAAGCUUAUUGGUGUAAGAAAAAUAAAUGGUGGUUUCUGAGGAAUAAAAUACAAUUUUAUUUUAAAAACAGA